AUGGCGGUCUCCACUGUCGCCGUGGUGCAUUCCACCAGAGGUGAUCUUAGUGCCUCUGCUGUUAAUCCUCUUGAUCCGCAGUCGGCAGGUUUCUCUGAUGUCUUGACGUGCCCAACAGUCGAUUGGUUACGAGCACUCUUGCUUCCUGUCGGGUGUGAGCUGUUUUUAAUCCAUCCCAGAACGAUCGUAGUCUGUGUAACCUGUGACCUCCUCAAUAGGGUAUCGUCUCAAUAGUCUUUAUGAAGUGGAGUUUCGAUUUUCCCAUGAUGAAUUCGGACUCGGAUUCUGUGCACAACCAAGGUUAUCCUCGUCAAGCCACCAGCUGAGCCGCCUAGGCACCAGCAACCACCAAACCAUCGCCACGUUCUGCUUGCCACCAGCCGCUCAACAUGUCAUUAUCGACUGUCACAUCCCAUGAAGAAGCAUCGCCGAUAUCUAGAUCAAGUAUUUUAUGAUUUUGGUGUGCUAUAUGUAAAUUUUUGUUGCCCCUGCCCCCGGAGUAUCAUCGAUGACGAUGAUUCCUCCAUAGGGGAGUCGGGGGCGCGGCUCCGAUAUGCUGGUU
Cylicocyclus nassatus is the source of this 562-nucleotide messenger RNA. Lineage: Eukaryota; Metazoa; Nematoda; Chromadorea; Rhabditida; Strongylidae. The record is from the annotation of a GenBank genome assembly.